CGGUUCUUGAUGCGCAUCAUCUGAGGCCUCCAUAAUCGCCCCACGCCCUCCCCCUCCGCCAUUUAUUUCUCCGCUGAUCUCCACCAAGAUGGCUGACCGCGUGCUCGAGCUGCUAGCGCCUGUGCAGGCGGCGCUGGAAGCGUCUCCUUUGGCUGUGAAGAUUACGGCGGCUGUUGGCUGCCUGGUGUUGUCUCGCCUGGCGUUGCAGGUGCUCGGCUCGGUGUACACGUUCUUCCUUCGUCCGGCCAAGAGCCUCAAGGGCUUCGGCCAGUGGGGCGUGGUCACGGGUGCCACGGAUGGCAUCGGCAAGGCGCUGGCCAUGGAGCUGGCGCGCAAGGGAAUGAAUGUCGUUUUGCUGAGCCGCACUCAGAGCCGCCUAGAGGCCGCGCGCGACGAGAUCCUGGCCAAGUACCCCAAGGUGGAGGUGGAGAUCUUGGCCGUGGACUUUAACCGCGUGGACGAGCCCAGCGUACGCGAGGCGCUGCAGAAGAAAAUGGACCAGGUCAAGGACGUCGGCGUGCUCUUCAACAACGUUGGCGUGUCGUACGACUUCCCCGAGUUCUUCGAUCAGCUCCCGGAGGACCGUGUGGACAGCCUCAUCAAGCUCAAUGUGGCCGCCACCACCAUUAUGACCAAGCUGGUGCUGCCUGGUAUGGCGCAGCGCAAGCGCGGCGUGGUCGUCAACCUGAGCUCCGGCUCGGGCCGCAUGGUCGUGCCGCUGCUCAGCGAAUACUCGGCCACCAAGAAGUACGUGGAGCAGCUAACGCUGUGCCUCGCCGCCGAAUAUGCUGCCAAGAACGUUCACAUUCAGUGCCACGUGCCCAUGUUCGUGUCUACCAAGCUGGCCAAGAUCCGCCACUCGAGCUUCAUGGUGCCGUCGCCCGCUACAUACGCACGCGCGUCGGUGGCGCAACUGGGCUACGACACGCUCAUCUCGCCCUACUGGCCGCACGCGCUGCAGAUCUGGCUGUAUGAGAGCGCACCCACGUGGCUACUGGCUAAGGCCGCCAUGAUGACCCAUCUGUCGCUGCGCAAGCGUGCGCUCAAGAAGCUUGAGGCCAAGAAGAACCAGUAGACGUAGCAACUAGCGAGCACGUGACUCGUCAUCUCGUCCCCACGUAAAUGACGAGCACCGGUGCACUGUACAUGUAGCAGACUGCUUUAGGCAAAACCGUUCUUGCCACACCGACAAUAAAUGCUACGUGGUCGCUCGCGUGAAACGUUCGGCUUGUCAAACACUGCACCGCGCUCUACAGCCUUUCAAGAUUUUUUUUUCAUACCUUGGUCACCAACGUAUGCGUCCUGUUAGACCGCUCUGGCGCGAUGCGCAGUGUUGGCGGCCUCGGCGCGGGAGGUGGCACUGACUUUCGGCGAGCUGCCCGCGCCGUCGUCAUUCCAUCGCCCCGCGCAGUACUGUCAAGGGCACCGAUACACCGUGCCGCGUCGAUAUCCCGGGCCGCCGGUGUUGGGUAAAGCGCUCGGCAGGAAUGGAUGGUUGGCUGGCGCCAGUGCCUCGGAGAGAUCUUGGGAUUCCUCGUCGUCACGCUCAUUCGAAACGCUUGGCACCACUGUCCAUCUCGGCGGAUCUGAAUUUGAAUGGAACCACUGUUCAUAUAUCUGGAACUUUCAAAUAAGACGGUGCCUCAACUCAAAUUUGCUGUUUCUUUCUUGCUUGACAUCGUGUUGCUGCGCUUGUCUUGGUCUCUGCAACACCAGCAAGCAAGCGCCCCAGAAGAGCCAGCAAGUCGUGAGCAGCGGUUCAAGCAUGCGCCAAGAGAAGCUCGGUGACGACCAUUUUGUGCGCCGAUUUUCCAGCGAGAUUGAGCCGGAUCACCAACAACGAAGGAACAAUUGCCAGGAAAACUUUUUUUCUUCUCUGCGAAGAGCAAAAAACUUUUGAAAAAGAUCUUGGCCGCUGCGACGUCGGAAGCAAGAACCCAGCGCUUUGCGCUCUGCGUUGUAGCGGUGCGAUACUCACACAUGGCGGCCGUCAGCUGACUCCGGUGUUUUGGGUCUGCUGGAUAUGGGCACCGCCGCAAAUUUAUCCAGCUGCGUCACCUGACCGUCGGGCUCUCUUCUGCUAGUCUAUCCGUCCCAGAAGGCAUCAUUACCUGUACAUGUAUGCCUAGAGCCUGUUCACCAUGCGCAGUAAGAAGCAGCAGGUGGCGGCAUUUCAUGUGGGGGCCGUGAUCCUAAAAAAAUGAAUUUGGCGCGCUAUUCCGACCCUUCGCACGCGAUUUCAAAUCUCUAAACCUGUCAGCAUUCAAUAAAGUGUACUGAAUUCCGCUGGAUUACUGGGCUCCAUCUUGAUUUUACUAAGAAUUAAUUGAUUUCCUCACCUGCGUCAAUA
Messenger RNA from Phytophthora nicotianae INRA-310, 2350 nucleotides. RefSeq lists its product as hypothetical. The record is from RefSeq and is a predicted model, not a curated record. Gene Ontology annotation, molecular function: oxidoreductase activity. The coding region runs from base 89 to 1075 and encodes 328 amino acids. NCBI's taxonomy places the organism in Eukaryota, Oomycota, Peronosporomycetes, Peronosporales, Peronosporaceae. The transcript has 2 exons.